This is a messenger RNA of Physella acuta, 12871 nucleotides long. Its product is annotated as dynein axonemal heavy chain 8-like. Gene Ontology annotation, cellular component: dynein complex. Lineage: Eukaryota; Metazoa; Mollusca; Gastropoda; Physidae. Gene Ontology annotation, molecular function: dynein intermediate chain binding; dynein light intermediate chain binding; ATP binding. Gene Ontology annotation, biological process: microtubule-based movement. The record is from RefSeq and is a predicted model, not a curated record.
AGUCAGUGUAAAGUUCUCCAUUCCCAACAUCAUAGUGGAGCCAACGCUAGAUGUUGUACAAAAUGCCAUUACACAAACAGCCAAUGCUAUUCUUGAAGCUAACAAUGAUGUUUCAUGGAUGAAUGAAUCAGGAGAGGACUCUUUUGGUAAAAAAGUAAUCAGUGACUCCAAUGUACAAGAGCUCUAUUCUCAACUCACUUCUGUAAUUGAAGAACUUGGAAGCCAGGUGAAUCGACACCUGUUCCACUUCAGUUACUACAAUUUCCUUUGGAAGGAUGACAUGCAUGGCAAUUUCAAUGAGUUCAUAGCCGCUGAACCAGGGAUGGUGGCAAUCAAAAGAGAGGUGGAGCGCUAUGUUUACUUGGAGCAGAAAGUUUUGGGAAUUCCAUCUGUUCUUCCUAUUGGCCCUAUCAGUUUGUUUUCUGAUCCCAUUAAAGACAGCCUUCAUGGCUUUUCUAUUGCAUGGAAAACGAAAUUUGCCUCUGUUGUACAUGAGGAAGCCAAGAAAAAUCUGGACAGCGUGGUGUUGUACAGGAGUAAUGUUAGACAGAGGCUUGAGCAGCAUGUGCAGACACUGGAUCAGCUGAACUCUGCCCUACAUUUGUUGGAAGAACUCAGAGACAUGGAAAAUAAAAUUGAUGGCAUUUAUUUACCUAUUGAAACAAUGUAUUCAAAACUAAGAGAAUUUGACCUCCGGUUACCUAGAGAAGAAGUUGAAGAAGUUGACCAUCUGAGAGAAAAAUGGGCUGAACUUCUAGAGAUAGCAGAUCAAGUGAGAGAUGUUCUUCUUAAAGAAAGACGAGGUGCUUUUGAGCAAGAGCUAGACAAGCAAGUCAAGACUUUUGUUGUGGAAGUGAUUCAGUUCCGCAAUGCCUUUGAUGCCCAAGGCCCUGCUGUGCCUGGCAUUCAGCCAUCAGAAGCUGUGUCAAGGCUGCAAGACUUCCAGUACAGAUACACAAUAUAUGAUACCAAGCGCAAAACUCUGGACUCUGUAUCAAAGCUCUUUAGCAUUUCAUGCAAGCCAUUCCCAGAACUGGAUAAAACAGGAGAAGAACUUGAUCUCCUUAGUCAACUUUAUGGAUUAUUCCAAAAAUUUAUCAAGUUUGACAACAAAUUUAGAGAUACGUUAUGGGCAGAAGUGGAUCUUGAGGCCUCAUCAUCUGAAGUUGAAGGCUAUUGGGAUGAAUGUUUGGCCCUGCCCAGUAAGUUAAAGGACUGGGAAGCUUACAAUGACUUGAGAACAAAACUUCAGAACUACUUAGAGGUUUUCCCAUUGCUGCAGAAGUUAGCUUCCAAGGAAAUCCGCAACCGACACUGGCUACAAGUCAUGCAUGUAACACACAGCUCCUUUCAGCUGGAAGGCAAUGUCUUUAAACUUUGCCAUCUUUUGGACAUUGGACUAAUCAAACACAGAUCAGAAGUGGAAGAGAUAUGUAGAGGAGCCAGCAGAGAGCUGGAGCUUGAGAUUAAGAUGAGAGUCACUGAGGAGGAGUGGACUGAACAGGUGUUGAACUUUGAGCACUAUAAGAAGAGGGGCCCAAUGUUUUUAGACAAAGCUUUUACAGAACGUUUGUUGGAGCAAUUAGAAGAUGCUGAAGCUUUACUGGCAAUGAUGCUUACAUCAAGAUAUAUUGGGCCACUAAGAGAUGAGGCAGCUUCAUGGGCUGAAAAGCUGAAGGAAGUAGCAGAAGUGUUGGAAUUGUGGCUGGAAGUCCAAGAUCUGUGGCAGUAUCUGGAAGCUGUCUUCAGUAAUUCACUAGCAGUCAGGGAAUUACCACAAGAAGCAAAAAGGUUUGCCAGGAUAGACAAAGGCUGGACUAAGAUGAUGAAAAGAGCAUUUGAUACACGCAAUGUGCUUCAGUGCUGCUAUGGUGGUGAGGUGCCUAAAGCUGUUGUACUGCGCCACAUUCAUGAGGAGCUGGAGAUUUGCUUUAAAAGUCUGAUUGGUUAUUUGGACAACAAAAGACGCAUGUUUCCCAGAUUUUAUUUUGUAUCUGAUGCUGUUUUACUGGCUCUGCUCAGCCGUCCCAAUGACCUGGAAUCUGUUCGACCUCAUCUCAGGUCGAUCUUCAGUGCAAUCUCAGACGUCAAGCUUGAAAAAACCCAUGAAGUUGAUGUAGAAGACAGUGACCAUGAUACUGAAGUGAAAGAUAAUAAGGGUACACAUCAGACUCGCAGCAAAAGGCGCAACACUGGUCGGACUGGGUCACCUAGAGACAGAGAUCGGGCCUCUAGUACAUUGUCUGCUCUCACACGCAGCAACACUCCUCCGAAAAUUGAUAAAAGGCUGCAUCAAGUUUAUAACAUCAACCCUAGUGUGAUCCAGCACGUACCCAGCAUGCUGCCCUCUGAGGGUCUGGUUGAUGAAGUCAUUAUAAUGGAUGCUGUAGCUGUGCACAGCUCUGAUGGAGAAGUUCUAAACCUCACAGAAAAAGUGACAAUUACAGAUGGUGUUGAGACAUGGAUUGGUAAGCUAAGAGAUUCUGUUGGUGACACUUUGCAUUCUCUCAACCAGGCUGUCAUUACAGACUGCAAAAAUGGGAUUGGAUUAGAAGAAUGGCCACUAAAAUAUCCCUCGCAAGUGUGUAGAACUGGCAUGCUCUUCCACUGGAGUGCAGAAUGUGAGAUAGCCAUAGCUGAUUUAAAGUAUGACAGGAAGUCUUUGCAGGGAGCUAUCAGGAAAUACAAUCUGGCAACAAGUAAACUUGCCACUGUGCUGCAGAGGGGGUCCUGGCGAAGUUCUGAUGAACAAAUGAAACCAAAACAUAGAGUUCGUCUAGAGGCUAUGAUCACACAAUCUACAUAUCUCAAAGACAUACUGGAAAAUCUUUGCCACAGAAAGCUGAGGGAUACAACAGACUUUGAAUGGAGGCGAAGUGUUCGAUGUUAUCUCCAGCCAGAUCCAUCUUCUGUCCAGCAUUUGCCAUCCUCUGCUUCCACAGAGAGGUCCCAGGCAGUUACUGAUACCAAACCUUCUCCUCGAAUAUGGAUCCUUGACUCCCAUUUUGAACAUGGUAAAGAGUUUUAUGGCACAGAUCCUGGUGUGUCACCAACUCCAGUGACAGAAAAAUGCUUUCUCACAAUGUCUUUAGCACUGAAGCAAAUGAUGGGAUCCAUUCUGAUAGGCUCUUCUGGUGUUGGAAAAACAGAAACUGUCAAAGGUUUAGCCAAUAUUCUUGGCAACUUCUUAGGCUUGUUUCAAGUGUCUAAUGAACAGAGUCCAUCAAGUAUUGGAAAGAUUGCUCAAGGCUUGGCCAUGGAUGGGUGUUGGGGCUUUUUAAAAGGUGUCCAAAGCCUAAACCCUCAAGGGUUAUCUGUUCUUGUUGAUCAUGUGCAGUCUAUAGUACAGGCUUUGAGAUCAAAACAAACAUACAUGCAACUAGUGGAUGGCACAGAGAUUUUGAUUAAGAAAUCAGUUGGACUUUUCAUGAGCAUUGAUGUGUCAGAACUGCCAGCCGCUGAACUCCCCAGUGAUGUAACAGAGCUGUUCCGCACCAUUUCACUGGUGCAGCCAGACAUUGGGAUGGUCCUUAAAGCUAAAUGUGCUGCCCUGGGAUUCAGGGCGCCAGCUGUACUAGCUAACAGGCUGAAGAUGCUUGCAGAAUUAGUCAAAGACCAGCUACCUAGUCAAGUCCAUCAUAACUUCACUACACAAGCUUUCAUUGGUGCACUGAAAAAAGCUUCCUUAAAAAGACGCAAAGACAAGGAUGAGAAGAACACUGAGAAAAACAACUUGAAAGAUGAUGCUUCUAGAUCAGAAAGUCAAAGUUCUGAAGUCCCAACUGGCAGAACAGUAGGCAAUGCUGUAAACAAGCCUGGCCAGCUUGGCGGUCUUAGAAAAUCUGGCUCACUUAACCCAUUGACAGUUCAGGCAAAGCAGGAGCAUUCAAUUGUCUGUGAAACAAUUGAAGAAAUUAUGGGUCCCAGGUUAAUGACUGAGAAUCAAGUUUUGUUUAAAAACAUCCUGAAAGACUGUUUCACUAAUCUGCCCAGUGCAGAUGGUAAAUCCUCUGCCAAAGGGCGUAAUACAAGUUCAGCAAAACAAGCCCAGGGUUCACAAAUGAAACAAGCCACUGACCUGGAGCCAGCUCUAGAGAAAGCUGCUGUGGAGUCUGGGUUAGUUCCCCACAAACCUUGGAUCACUAAAUGCAACCAGUUGUACACACUGUCCCAGGUUUACAAUGGUGUAAUAGUAGCAGGACCUCCAGGCUCUGGGAAAUCAACCUGCAUUCAAACAAUGGUUGACGCAUUAUGUCUGCGCAAUGAAAGCUUAGAAGAGAAUACCAAAUCCACAGAAGGUGAAAGCAUGCACAAGCUGUUACAUAUCAACCCAAUGGUUGUUGAUGACACAGCUCUCAUCUUUGGUUGUCUAGGCAACAAUAACGACUGGAUUGAUGGGAUCUUCACACAUGCUAUCAGAAAAGCAAACAGAAACAUCAGCACCACCUGGAUGUGUUUGGAUGGAUGCCUGAGCCAAAACUGGGCUGAUAAUUUCAAUAGUAUUUUAUCUGGUGACAAGGUAUUACAUUUAAAAAAUGGAGAUAAGCUGUUUUUGAAUGACAACAUUAUGCUGUUGUUUGAAACUGAUGACUUGAACCAUGCCUCACCCAAUACUGUCUCAAGUUGUGGUAUCCUCUACAUAGAUAGAGAUGUUGUAGGCUGGAAACCUAUUGCUAAGGCCUGGCUGGAUACCAGAUCACAGCUAGAAGUACAUGUGUUGCAGAAGUCUUUCCAGAAGACAUUGGAUCCUAUUAUGAACUUUGUUCAUUCAGAGGCUAAGCCUCGUCUCCAGCUUAGUGAAGUUGGCAUGCUGAAAACUUGUCUUGGUCUUUUGUCUGCCAUGCUGGCAGACAACAUUGAAGUGUCUGGUGAGCUCCACAUUGAAAGGCUGUAUCUCUUCUGUCUGAUAUGGACUUUUGGUGGUCUUCUUGACUCCAAUGACCGCAAACUCUUCAGUGAUUUGUUGACAACAUUGUCAACUGCGUUACCAGAUGAUGACAGAGAUAUUAGUGUGUUUGACUACUAUGUGGAUGAGUCUGGAGAGUGGGAUCCAUGGCACUCUAAAGUGCCAGAAGCUGUCUAUGCAGACAACCAGGAUGUGCUGGGGGAAGUUUUUGUUGAUACAGUAGACACUAUUCGAACCCGUAUCCUUAUGGAGUUUUCAGCUGCUUCAGGAAUGAAUGUGCUACUAGUUGGUCCUCAUGGAUCAGGAAAAACUGCUCUAAUUAAUGACUUCAUCAACAGUCAAGAUCCCCAGAUAUCUGUCUGCAAGCACUUGGUGUUUUCUGGAGCUUCAGUAGCAUUACAGCUCCAGCAGUUUAUUGACUCUAACAUUUAUCAUAGGCAAGGUUUUGUGUUUGGAGCAAAAGAUAACAAGAAGCUCAAAGUUUUCAUUGAUGACCUCAACCUUCCAUCUGCUGACAAAAAUGGCAUACAAAGAUGCAAUGAACUUCUGAGGCAACUCUUGGAUCAAAAGCAGUUAUUUACCCUGCAGAAACCUUUUGAGUGGCAUACAGUGGAGGAUAUGUCAGUCAUCUCAGCCAUGGCUUUCAGUGAUUACCCAUCAGCUUUUAACAGGUCUCUCUCUGCUAGGCUAUUGCGCCAUUUUGCUGUGUUCAGCAUUCCUGCUCCCCAUGAUAAUGGUCUUAAAACUAUUGUUCAUGGAAUUCUAAAGGCAAACACCAGUAAACGUGACUCAACAGGAAUAGACCCUGAUCUCCACAACGCCUUGGUCUCAGUCUCAUGUGAUAUGAUGACAUCAAUCCAAGCUGUUCUCAAACCAACUCCCAUGGAUGGCCGUUGUCACUAUCUGUUCACUCUAAAAGACAUCACUCACUGUUUCCAGAGUCUGAGAAAACUGGCAGAUGAAAGUAAAGCAGAUGAAAUUAUGGUGAUUUCUUUCUGGCGUCAUGAACUGAUUAGGACUGUCAGAGAUAGGAUCAGUCGAACUUCUGACCUGAACUGGUUUGAUGACAAACUGAAUUCUUCUUUGGAGGAGACAUGGAAGGAAAAGACAGUAAAUCUUCAUGAGCAUUUUGUUACUUUCCCAAUUGAUGCUCGAGGGUUUCAAAGACCAGUGACAUCAAUAGGAUCAAAACAUAUCAAAGUGUCACUCCAGCCUGUUGAAAAAAUGAGUGACCUUCACAGCUGUCUCAAUACACAUUUGACCCGCUACAAUGAAGAGUUUGGAAAUGUCAGACUAAACAUUAUGCUGUCUGACUUUAUUAUCUCCCAUGUUGUAAGACUGCAUCGAAUACUUAGCUUCUCUCAUGGAGGCAACAUUUUACUAGUUGGUGCAGUAGGAUCUAAUCUUACCACACUAUGUCGGCUGGCGUUGCAUGUAGCAGAUAUUCCUAUUCACAAAAUGGACACCACAAAACAAACAAGCUUCUUUGAUGGCCUCCGCUCAGCUAUUAGACUGAGUGGAUCAGAAGGAAAAGUCAUCUCACUAAUGUUUACAUCAAGGGACUUAGAAGACCCAGUCCACCUUGAUGCCAUCAACAGCCUGAUGAUCAGUGGGGAGUAUCCACAUUUGUUUUCCAAUGAUGAAAUGGAAGGGCUACUGCAGGCCAUCCACCCAGCCAUGAAGAGAGAGGUUUCCAGCUCAACUGUUGAUCCAAUGAAAUUCUUCGUCUCAAGGGUCAAAAGCAACCUGCAUAUUUUAAUCUGUCUUGACCCCAACCAUGAACUGCUCAGAACAGCUGCAAUAAACUUUCCUGGACUACUGACUGGCUGCCAGAUGAAUUGGUUCUGUGACUGGCCACAGGAAACUCUUCUAGGAGAAGCUUCCUAUUUCCUUACAAAACACCAGCUGACUGAGGAUUUUGAAGAUCUGAGAGAAAGCAUCACAACAAGCUUGGCCAACAUCCACAGUUUUGUACUGCGUGACUGCAAGCAGAUGCCAUGGGCUGGUGAUGUCAGCACAACCAUCUCCAUGACAACCAUCAAAGUACAUGAGAAGAAGAAGGACCAGCUUAAAUAUCAAACAGACAAUGUUCCCAACAUACCAUAUUCUAAAGUUAUCUUACAAGAAAGAAUCAGAUUGAAUCACAGAGAUUCAAGUAAAGCAAAAAAUGAAGUUUACAUUGGGCCUACAACCUACAGAAGGUUUAUGGAAACUUUUAGAUUUUUGUAUUCCCUCAAAUCUGAUGACAGAACAAGGAGAGUGGAACAACUCAAAAAAGUGAUAACAACCUUAGAUAAAACAAGAGUUGAUGCUAAAGUUAUGAAGAAAGCAAUUAAGACAUUGAAUCAGAAAUUUGAAGGAGCCCAAAAAAGCACUUCUGAGCUGCUCAAGAAGUUAACACUCAAGGCAACAACUUUAGAGAAACUGAAAGCUAAAGUUGGUUUGAGCAAGUCCCUGGAUGCUUAUCUACAGUUGACUGAGAUGGAUGUGGAGGAGGAAGAAGAAGAUGAGUUGUUAAAAGAAGAAGAAUAUGAUGAAUAUGAUGCUGAGUUUGAUCGGAUGAGGGAAGCGAAUUUGAAAACUCGCCAGGUUCAAGCUAAAGAUGAAUUAACACUGGCGCAGUCUCAAGUUGAACAGUGCCGUGGCAGCUUGGCAUAUGCAAAACAGCAGGUAAAUUUCUGGAGAAACAAGGUGGAUCGAGGUGUUAUUGAACAUGUGAGAGCCUUCUCCAACCCACCUAUCCUUGUAGGGCAGAUCAUUGAGAUGGUGAUGGUUCUCAUUGGUAAAAAACUGCCAUCCCAACGGAUAUCUGAGUCCAACAGAGAAGCCAACAGUGGCAAAGAUGACAUGUCCUCACGCAUGUCCACAAGCUCCGGUGGGACCAAACCUAUUGUCAAAAAAGCAAAACCUAAAGAAGCUGGUGACAAAUUUGACAAGGCACAAUGGAAAAGUAUGCAGCAGACAAUGUCAGACUCUGUCAAAUUUGUGGACAUGCUGCACAACCUUUCCUGGGAGGAUGGCUUGCCCAAUGAUGUAUUAGCUGCUGUUGAAAGUUAUUUGGCAUGCAGUAAAGAAGGACAGUUAGGAGUCACUGGAGAAGGUAGUCUGCUUGACAAUGCACAAGAAAAGCAAUUUUUAGCAAUCAAACAAAGGUCAUCAUCUCCUGGAGCCAGAUCUGGCCUGACAAUUGCGGGUGCCAAGUAUGCCAGUGAGGACUGUGCCACUCUGGUGCACUACACUAUUGCCAUUGUUGAGUACUCAAGACUCUGUGGACCUCUAAAAUCAUCCCUGGAGAGAAUGCAUGAACUAGAGAGGGAGAUUGAAGAAAAUGAGAGACAGCAGAAGCUUCAGGAAGAAGAGUCCAAAGAAGAAGAAAACACUAAGCAAGCAGAUGAAGAUGAUGAAGAUCUGUCUGAAGCUGACCUUCCCAGAAUUCAGCAGGAGGUCAGCCAGCUCCAAGCCCAGUUUGAUCAAGCUGUGAUUGAGAAACAUUCUCUACAAACAGAGUUGCAUUCUAUGAAUGAACGCCUGAAGUCAGCUAUAGAGCUUGUUGAUAGUCUGAAAUCUCAAGAGAGCAAAUGGAGACAGGAAGUGAAAGACAAUGACAGCAAUGAACUUCUUUUGGCCAAUUGUAUUGGUGCAGCUGGGGCUCUCACUUACUGUGCACCUGUCAAUAUAGACACCAGGCGCAGAAUGGGCGAAUUCUUUAUGCAAGUUUGUGAGCAUCAUGGUCUACCACUUCAUAAACAACAGCUGUUUAGAAACAUGGAGCUCAUUGAAUUUUUGCACACUCCUCUUGAUAUUAUUGGGCUGCAGCAGAAGCAGCUGCCAACAACAAGAUUGAUGUUGGAAAAUGCUUGUUUCCUGAUGCAAGAUGAAAGUGUCACUGCCUGGCCACUCAUAUGUGACCCCACGUCACGUGUCAUUGAUUGGCUCAAGUUGUAUUACACAGGGAAGAGCUUAGUGGAGGUCAAAUAUCAUGAAAUCCGCUCACAACUAGAGAACUGUUUGUCUGAUGGAACUGCUUUACUAGUGACAGAUUGUGAUUUACUAGCUCUGGAGAAAGACAGGAGAUUCAUCGACACAAUACAAAACUGCACAGCAUUUAUUAAUGGCAAAUCAAGAUUUAAAAUAGUUGUAACUGACCAUGAGGUAGAAUGUGACCCAAGAUUCCGCUUGUUUCUACACACAACAAGUGAACCCCACACCUGCCCACUGCACCUUGCAGCUUGCACAGCUGUCACCUUCUACCAGCAGUCACGAGCUGAUGUUGAGGAGGAGUUGUUGGAUGCUUUUAUGAAACAGGAAAAAUCAAGGCUGGAAAAUGAACAAACUGCUCUGAGAGAGGAAAAACAAGAAAACCUUGGAACAAUUCAAAGACUUGAAGAGCAAAUGAAAGAGCAACUUUCUUGUGAUGUUAGGCUGAUGAAUGAUCUACAGGCCACCAAGAAAAUUGCAGAACUGAAGAAACAAUAUGAAGAAACACUAGAAAGUCAAGCUCGUGUUCAAGCUGGUGAAGAUUCCAUUUUAAAAGCCAGAGAAGGUUUCAGAGCUAUAGCUCAAAGGGCAGCUGUGUGCUUUGACACUACGCAAUAUUUGAGAGACAUAAACAUACUUUACCAGACUUCUUUUAAGCAGUUUUUAUCACUCUACCUAGCUGCUAUAGCACAUUCUGAAAGAUCUGCAAUGAAAGCUGUUAUUGACAGAUUAACUUACAGUGCUUUUUCAACAACUGCCAGAGGAAUAUUAGAGAGAGACAGACAAGUUUAUGCUCUUCUUCUUGCCAUUGAGGUUGAGGAUUCUCUUGGUAACUUAAAUCCUGGUGAGAGGGAAUAUGUUAUCUCCCCUAACUUCAGCUCUGUAGUAAUGUCAGCCAUAGCAACCAAUGCCACACCUGAUCCGCAUGUCAUGCAGUCCAAGAAACCUUUUGAUUGGAUGGCGGAUGAGCAGUUUCACAACUUACAAGUUUUAGCAAAUCAUUUUGAGUGGUUCAGGGACAUGUUUGACAGAAUGCCUAAGGAUGGGAGGGAAACUCAGUGGAGAAACUUAUGUGAGAGUGAACAGCCUGAAAAUGUUCCACUCCCAGACAAAAUGGAUGACGUGCUCAAAGCCAUACAGAGGCUGUGUAUUGUCAGGGCUGUAAGGAAUGAUCGUUUGCUGCAAGCCAGUUCCUACUUCGUUAGCUGUGUUCUUGGCAAAAAGUACAAUGCAGACAUCUCCAUAGACCUGCCCACCGUUGUAAGACAGAGCACACCAAAUCUACCCAUCCUGAUCUUGUUUAGCACUGAAUCAGAGCUGACCACAAAAACCUUUCAGGAGUUUGCCAGCAAGAAACAGCUCCGGUUCCAGUCACUCAUGCUCACAGACAACAGCACCUCAGAUGAGAAGGUUGUUAAGAAACAUAUUCUUAAAGGAAUGACUGAGGGCAUGUGGAUUCUUCUACACAAUGCUCAUAACUGCCCUCGACUACUGAGCUCACUAGAGUCAAUACUGAAUGAGAGCAUCCAACAGUGUGAUCCCAACUUUAGACUUUGGAUUUCCUCCCAUGUCAGCUCUUCCAACAUACCAGUCAGACUCUUACAGAACACAAUCAGGGUUUAUAUUGAUUCACCAAAGGUAAUGAAAGAUUGUCUAAUUCGCAAUAUGACAUGGAUGGAGCCAGAUAUUUUAAGACAGUCCAGCAGGCCAGAUUGGCCGGCAAUGUUGCACAACUUGUGCUAUGUUCAUGCUGCCAUUCACUUGAGGACCAGAUUUGGUUCUGGUGGAUGGAACUUGCCUCAUGAAUUUUCUAACAUUGGAUUCCGUGAACUUCAGGAAGCUGUCAACUUUACUGUUGGUGAAUUUCGUGAUUUAUUAUUCACAAUGGCGGCAGAUGGGUCCAUGGCUCCUCGAACAACAUCAUGGACGGGAAUCAGAUUUAUGUUAUCUGAGAUAAUCUAUGGAACUCACAUAACAGAUGCAUUUGACCAGCAAAGCUUGAGUGCACUAGUUGAGUACUGGUGUACACCUAAUGCUGUUAAAAAAGAUUUUGAAGUUGCAAGAUUGAAGUACAAAGCACCAGCCGCUUUCUUCAACCCCAAUGUCCGUCUCAACACUUUAAUCCAAUCCAUGGAUGGAAUCACUCAACAUUUCCUUGAAGUUCCAGAAGCUUGUCACCUACAUCCUAAUAUUGAGACUCUACUGGGUGAUGACCAGUACAUUUUUACUAGGCUAAAUAAAAUAUUUGACUCAAUGCCUGCUACUCCAACUUUGUCACAUAAACUGUUUCCUAGACCACCAACACCUUUCUCAGCACGUUUACCUACCUCUAAAACGGUAGUUGAGAAUAAUAAAGAAUUUGUGUUACAAACAGGUCCAGCUUUGGCCAAUAUCAGCAGCCAGAGUAACAACCCACUAGUUGUUGACCAGGGUGUGUUUAGUACUGCCAGUUAUGCUACCUACAAGUUGAGGAAAGACAUGGAAUUAUGGGAGAUAUGUCACACCAUGCUACAAAAAGUUCCCAAGGCCUACAACAAGGAGUAUAUCAUAGAGAAGGUGAAAAAAGUUGGAGGAUUUACCACAUUCAACAACUUCAUCAUGAAAGAAAUUGAGAUUAUGUACAAGCUUCUAAAUGAGAUUAGGUCCAGUUUGCAGACCAUUAAAAAUGCAUCAGAGAGUGAUGUCCUGGGUGACCAAAUGUCUCAGUACACCUUAGAAGUGGCAGAUGACAUCUAUCACCUGAGAAUUCCAGAAGCCUGGUGUAGGAUGUCAGGUUACUCUGCCCCGCCUCUGACAUACGGUAUGGGCCAGUGGCUUGUGGAACUACAAAACAGAUGUUACCACUUUGAGAAAAUCUUGUCACUGGGUCGUGACAAGAUGCCAGCCUACUGGCUUGGUGCUUUCUUUAACCCCAGGGGCUUGCUCUCACUAAUGAAACAAGACAGUAUUAGAAACUUCGGCAAUGACAAACUAGGAAACUUUGAGCUUUUCACAUUCCAAACAGAAGUGACUUCAAGGGACAAAGAUCAUCUAAGAGACCCACCACAAGAAGGCAUGUUUGUGUGGGGAAUCUAUCUGUGGGGCUGUGCCUGGGAGAAGACAACUGGGGAGCUGCAAGAUUUACCUCCCCGCUCUGGCUGUGCAGCACUUCCUGUUGUCCACAUCACAUGCUGGCCAAUCAAUGACAAGCCUGCAUUGCUGGACAGCACUCGUGCAUCAGAAACCUACCAGUGCCCAGUCUACCACUCACGCCUGACUAGACAGGAAGUUGUCCUUGAGAUGGAUGUGAGAAGAGAGGGUGUGCCGUCAUCAAGAUGGGCCCUACGUGGUCUAGCAGCAACUAUUAGACCUUACUAAAAGAGAAAACUACAAUCUUUAUUUGUGUGCUAAAAUUUUGAAAUUAAACCCUAAAAGAUAAUGAAAAAAAAAGUUAACUGUAUAUAAUAACUAUUGAAUAUUAAGUAAAAAAAGCAAAUCUAGCAUAUUUUAGUUGUUGUGACAAUUUUAAAAACCACCUCUAUGAAAUAGAAUCAGUUGUACAAACCUUGUAGCUCUGAUUAAUGUAUAUUGUUAUAGUUAUAAAAAAGAUUUAUGUGAUACUAAUAUUUAUGAUUUCAUAAUUUUGAUGGCAACUAUAAUUGUCCCUGGAUAAUAAAUACUGUUAUUGAAUUGGCAGCAAAUGUGCUAGUAUUCAAAGUAUUAAUUUAUAUUAUAAAUUUCAAUAUUAGAACCAUACAAGUAUUAAGCAAUAAGUUACUUUGAGUGCAGUUAUUUUAUUUACUCAUUGGUUUAUGUAAUUGUGUAUCAAUACAUUUGUGUAAAUUAUAAAUACAAUAAUGAAGAUUGUCAACUCUUUUGUGAUAUAUAUAUAUAUUUAUUUUAAGUAAUAUAUUUAUUAAACUCAUUGUGUUAUUGUAGUGUAUUUAAAGAUUUUUUUGUUUCUUAAUGAAAUAUAUGAAUGCCAUACAAUUUUAGAAAGAUGUUCAG